AUGCUAGCUUCAUCAGCCUCUGACCUUGCUUCUGACCCCACAGCUCCGACUACAUACUGUAAUCUCACCAGCACUGCUAUUCAUCAUUGCGUAAAAGCCAUAGCAAGUCUCAACGCGGCGACAUCCUCGGGAGUCGAUUCAUUCGAAGAAGUAAACGUAAUGCUGGCUACUUGUUUCAUCUUACUCUUCCAAUUCACGCUUCUCUCGGACGGUCUUGUCGAGUAUAUGACCUUUAUUCGAGGCACAAUUGCAAUAGCCAUGUGCAUGGGAAGUCAGCAAAUUAAGUUCAUCUUUCGUGAACUAUGGGGAAAUCAAGACAUUAACUCCAUGGAGUUGGCUUUACAGCAGACUCCUUUAAUUGAUGGCGAGCUCGCAAAGUCUGCUUGUCGAUCAAUCGAAAGCUUGUGGCCGCUUUGUAAAGCUCAAGGGGAAUUAGACAUGUACGGAGCACUAUUGAGCACAGCUAGAUCACUCAUUACCAGCUCUGAAGAUGCAUAUCUCUCAUUACGAUCCAUUUACAAUAUUUUCUCCUUCAAAAUGACUCACGAAAAUUUUCGAGAUUUAACCAGAACAUCAAACGAAAUUUGGAACGCGAUUCUUGCUCACUUGGUUGCUUUAUAG
This is a messenger RNA of Botrytis porri, 621 nucleotides long. RefSeq lists its product as uncharacterized. The record is from RefSeq and is a predicted model, not a curated record. Lineage: Eukaryota; Fungi; Ascomycota; Leotiomycetes; Helotiales; Sclerotiniaceae. The transcript is spliced from 2 exons. Bases 1 to 621 code for a protein of 206 amino acids.